UGCAGGUGGGAAGAGCCGACCGUGUCGCGCCGAGGGCACACCUUGAAGCCGUCGCGCCUGCCCGCGACGUUUCAACGGGCUCCACUGCCUGGUGCCACUGGUGCUGCCAGCACAGAGCCGCGCUUCACAUGCCUGCACGCUGCGCGAGCCUCUGCCACCAGCCACAGCGCCCGCUCGUGCCGUGCACCACAUCAACACCACCCACCACCCUCCGCCUCGCACCCACACGUGAAGACCUCCACCUCUCCCAGUCCGCCCAGUCGCCCUGUCCACCCUGUCCACACACACCCGCCCUCCGCCAACAUGGUUCUCGGCAAGGUUGCGCACUACGCCUUCGACGCCGUACUAGUCUCCGCCUUUCUCGCCGGCGUGCGCCGCUCCACUGGCCUCACUCCCAGUGUAAAGCCCGACCAGUUCAGCGACACCCCGAGCGUGCAGAAGUGGCUGGACAACUAUCUGUGGGUCGGCGAGACUGUCAUGGACCAGAGCGUUGCCUUCUUCGCCGCUUCGUCGUACUUUGAGCGCAAGCGAUGAGGUCCUCGUGUCGAGGAAAAGAGAGCGCCAAGGAGAGAUGGUAGUGCUGCGCAAAGAGACUGUACUGCUGCGUAAAGAGACUGUACUGCUGCGUGGGGACAUGACGGAUUGGAGCAGCCUUCCUGGCGAGAUGGCCGGCGUGUAGAACUGGCGUGAGCUGCCUGGGAAGAAAGGAACCGCCUUAUAGGCCAGGGACUCUAUGGUGCGGCGUUUGGGUAUUGCUAUGGUUAUAGCUAUGAUUGUGUACAUGCAAUAGUGUCAGCUUUACGCAGGCCUUGGUCCCUUUAUCAUGUGUCUCGCACGCUCGAUGCAAUGGAAUAUACUCAUA
Messenger RNA from Boeremia exigua, 862 nucleotides. RefSeq lists its product as uncharacterized. The coding region runs from base 304 to 534 and encodes 76 amino acids. The record is from RefSeq and is a predicted model, not a curated record. Gene Ontology annotation, cellular component: cytoplasm. The transcript has 4 exons. NCBI's taxonomy places the organism in Eukaryota, Fungi, Ascomycota, Dothideomycetes, Pleosporales, Didymellaceae.